This is a messenger RNA of Heterobasidion irregulare TC 32-1, 840 nucleotides long. RefSeq lists its product as uncharacterized. Bases 1 to 840 code for a protein of 279 amino acids. The transcript is spliced from 7 exons. NCBI's taxonomy places the organism in Eukaryota, Fungi, Basidiomycota, Agaricomycetes, Russulales, Bondarzewiaceae. The record is from RefSeq and is a predicted model, not a curated record.
AUGUCUUCUAAUGGACACCUCUCCAUCACUUAUGAUGAUGUCACUUAUGAAGACACCCCUACCGACUCUCCUCCCCUAACCUCCGAACCAUAUAUACCAGAAGAACGAUCCGUCCCCUGGGACUCCAACGAGGACGCAGGAUUUGACGAAUACCUCGAGAGAUUAGACGACAGGGACAGGAGAGAGGAAGAAAUGAUUAGGAUACUUACAGAGGACUUUGACAGAGCACUGCUCACACCCUCGCCUUCUCACUCCCCCUCCCCACCGCCUCUGAUUCAAGAAAAAAACAAUGGGAUUGUCUUCCCCAACAGAGAGCCAUACCUGACCGCCCCCGUCACAUACCUCAUGGGACUCAUCGAAGGCUCACCAAGCACGGAGUUCGUAUCAAGGGCUUUGCAAAUACGAGAAGGGACCCUCAUCGCCCGCAUCAAUGCGGGCGAGAGACGACUUAUCGGACUUGACCACAUCCAACCCCUCCAUGACACAUUUCACCCCGCUGAUAACCCCACUCCUGCCAAUGAGUACUACAUGCCGUCCACGGCUAUGGGUAGGCGGGGAGCUGACUUCACUACAAAUAUCGAGGGACCCUUUAUAUCGAGUUUAUCUGGAGAGGUGAUGCAAGGUCACGCGACAAUACUCUCGUGUGAGAUGGGGGACCCGACGAAGGCCCUGACAAUAGCGGCGAUGAAGGCAACGAGUGCCAAAUUGAGCGAGUACGAUGUUGGUGCGAUGCGAUAUGAGCUGUUACGACUGCUCGUCGGUAACCCCAAGAGUAGGAGGUUCUUCCCUAGGUCACUCGUGGAGGAUGUGUGGAACGGUGGUCUCGACUGUAUUCUCUAA